AUGCCGCUCGACGACUACGCCUCCGCCGUCGGCGGCGGCCUCAAGCUCAAGGGCGCCAAAGUGAUCAAACCGAAAAAGAAGAAGAGACGCGACAAGACCGAUCUCGAAAAGAACCUCGAGACGGGCCGCGACGAUGGCGGCAGUACUGCGCUGGUGAAGCAUCGCGAAGAAUCAGCCGGCGACUCGAAAUCAAAAUCGAAGAAGAAGAGCGGGAGAGGGAGCGAAGAUCCCGAGGAGAACCGAGAUGACGAUGACGACGAGGAAGAGACCGGCGGUCGGGUCGUGCAAAAGACGGACGCGGAGAGGCGGUACGAGGAGAGGAAGCGCAAGAGGCUCCUCGAACUCGCAGAAUCAUCAAGCUCCCGCCCCGAGCUCCUCAAGACGCACAAGGAACGCGUCGAGGAGCUGAAUACCUACUUGUCGAAGCUGAGCGAGCAUCACGAUAUGCCCAAGAUUGGACCCGGUUGA
Messenger RNA from Colletotrichum acutatum, 468 nucleotides. RefSeq lists its product as uncharacterized. The transcript is spliced from 2 exons. Bases 1 to 468 code for a protein of 155 amino acids. Lineage: Eukaryota; Fungi; Ascomycota; Sordariomycetes; Glomerellales; Glomerellaceae. The record is from RefSeq and is a predicted model, not a curated record. Gene Ontology annotation, cellular component: nucleolus.